Molecule: messenger RNA, 447 nt
Organism: Penicillium vulpinum
Lineage: Eukaryota; Fungi; Ascomycota; Eurotiomycetes; Eurotiales; Aspergillaceae
Product: actin-binding ADF family protein
Exons: 5
Coding region: 1-447 (148 amino acids)
Biological process (GO): actin filament severing; actin filament depolymerization; cell motility
Cellular component (GO): cytoplasm; actin cortical patch; actin cytoskeleton
Molecular function (GO): actin filament binding
Source: RefSeq, a predicted model, not a curated record
AUGUCGCUCGCAUCCGGUGUCCAGAUUCAGGAUGACUGCAUCACUGCCUUCCAAGACUUCAGCCGGAGCCACGGCAAGACCAAGUACAUCAUCUACAAGAUCGCCGACGACAAGAAGUCCGUGGUCGUAGACUCAGUCGGCAAGGACCAGGACUACGAAGUCUUCCGCAACGAGCUCGCCGAUGCCAAGGACAGCCAGGGCCGCGCCUCCCCCCGUUACGCCGUCUACGAUGUCGAGUAUGAGAUUCCCGGUGAGGGAAAGAGAAGCAAGAUUAUCUUCAUCUCCUGGGUGCCUAGCGAGACCCCCACUCUCUGGUCCAUGAUCUACGCCAGCACCCGCGAGGUUCUCAAGAACGCUCUCAACGUCGUCACUUCCAUCCACGCCGAUGACAAGUCCGAUAUCGAGUGGAAGACAGUCCUGAAGGAGGCCAGCGGUGGCAAGGCAUAG